AUGCUGGCAAUUGUUAUAGGAGUUUUCCUUCUAGCGAACACAUUUGCUUUACGAUGUGGUUAUAUAUUAAUAUUCAAAACAGGAAAAACAUGUGAUGAUGAAGAAUAUAAAAUACCCCUCCUUGUUUUAAACUCUGCUAUUAACCCCAUUGCGUACGCCUUCUACAAGCAGGAUAUAAAAAAGGAGAUGACAAAAUGUAUUUUCUGCGUUAUCUAGACAAAGUAAUUCAGCUUUUUCAGCUAAUUCAAGAAAUCCGCAAAAUUGGUUUUUAAGCUUUCAUUAAUGGUUUGACAAAAGGCGUUGAUAAUUAUGGAACAAAACGAAAUUGUAUUCCAAGAUCACCUUGAGGUUUUUGUCUCUUGAACGAGGCUGCCUUUAUUCUCCAAUUUAUCGCUUGACACCUUAGUGAUCUUUUUACCUCAUUCGAGUUGUUUACCAGUUAUUUUUAGGUUCGUGUGAGUCUGAAGGUACCCUUUAAAAUUCUUAACCGCACAAGUGUAUGCUGUGAAGAGUUUGAAGUAUGAAAGAGCGCGAUCAUGGUAAUAAUCGCCGUACUCGUCUUGCCAAUCAGAAUAUAAAAUUCAUCCGUAGCAACGACACCUGCAGUCGGUGUUAAGACAAUCUUGGCGCCCAUGCUGCGCAUUAGCGUGAGAUGGAAAAGCAAGACGAAAAUAGAGGUUGGAGUUAAUGUUCUAGGCUUUCCCUUACUUAAAGGAAUUGACGUCAUUCGGCUGGGAAGUGAAAAGAAGGAAAAUGCGUCAUAGGGAACCAAAACAUUUACGACGUGGUGUGGGCAUUUGAAAGUCACAACUUUCGAUCUUUAAAACGUGGCGUGAAAAAAAAUAGAAUACGUGUUUAUUCACUCGCUUGUGGUUGGGACGCAUCCCAAAAAAUAGAAAUGUCAUUAAAAAUGUUUAGAAUAAAAACGCUAAAGAAAACACAUUUGUAUAUUGAUUGCUCGGAAAAUAUAAGUGGUUAGCUACUGAAGAACUCUCUCCCGAGUACCAGGGUAAAAAGUGCUUCAUAUUUCACUGCUGAAUGAACAUGUCAUCCAAAGGAAACACAGCAUAAACCGAGAACACCAUUAGGCCAGGAUAGUGUAUCUUUAUUAUUUUGCGCAAGAUUAGUCCUUCGAAACGAAAUUUUAAUCGCAUUUAUUUCGAAAGCAGCACGUUUUCCAAUUGUCAAAUUUUAAACAAUAAUAUUUAAUAUGUGAGAAAAUAAAAGCAUUCCGCCUCAUACCUGCCAAUUGCCCUUUCGUUAUGGGUAAGUCAGAGAAAAUAUAAGAAAGGGGGAGGGGAGGGGGGGAGGUUUGAUGUUACAUGAAACUUUAACCAAUGUAAAUGGCAGGUAAUUUUCACACCAACUCGACCAGGGUAUUCUGGUUUAUUUAGUGUUAUUGCCAAAUCGUUUAAAGAAACUCGUUGAGUAGAUCAUAAAUAUGACGCAGCUUCAACGCCUUUAGUUUAACUACAGACAAAUUUGUGCUCCCUUCAGGUUUUCUGAUACUUCCUCCUCCUCUAAAGAAAAGAGAUGUUAUUCGUACCAAACUAUGAAGGAAAGUAUGAAUAUAUUUAAUUGAGUCGUGUUGCACACGUUUGAAUCAAGUUUGAAAAUGGUCACAUUUUUGUUGCAACAUAUUCUGAUGUUGUAAGAUGUUGCGUACGUUUGACCAGUUCCUUCAAAAAAAUCUCUUGACAAGAUUUAACAAUAUUUCAAGAUGUUGUUUUAAAAGUUUUCUAGACGUAAUGGACGGUUAAAAUUUAACUGUUUUUCCAAACAUAUUUAGUCAAUAUGCUAAAGAAAAGAAAACAUUAAAAAUAUGUAACUUUAGUAGCUGAGUACUGAAAAGAAAGUGUUUCUCUUCUCGACUAUGUGAAUGACUUUUAUUUCGAGCCACAUUUUGAAUCAGAAGUUCUGGUACUUGUUUGACUGCGUUAAAGCUGCAUUCAGGUGGUUUUCAGUAAGGAAUAAUUCUGCCCGGAACAAGCCAGUGUUUGAGUUCGUGUCCACGUUUUCCGAUGAAAUCAGCCACAGUGAGAACAGGGAGCUCUAAAAUCUGCUAGUUUUCCUAACAUUAUGGGUGAAGCAGAUAAAGGGGCAGAGGGGUUUUGUAUUAAAAAGUUACAUACGUAAAUAACAGUUGGUUUAAACACCAACGCGCCGGACUAAGAUAUAAUUUAGUGUUAUCGCUGAGUAUAACAUGGUUUGACACAAAUUUCAGUUUCUCGGCAAACUAAUAAGCACUUUUAUUAACAGGCUAAUAACAAGUGUUAGUAAAAAUGUUCCGUAGUCAAGGAACCACCACGCCGGGUGGUCCAUUAGUUCGUUAUUGAAAGUUAUCUUCUGUAUAUUCACUUGAGUAAAGUCGCUCAAAAACUCCUUAAUUGAAACCUGGUUUUGGAUUCUUGGCUGGUCUCUUUUCAUUGUAACCAUAGCUGGAAAUGGAUUUACUAUCUUCCUUGUUUGCAGACGUUAGCGGCUUCGAACUAAAACCAACGCAUUUGUCGUUUCACUUGCUAUGGUAGAUUUCUGUGUUGGGCUGAGUGCUGUUCGCCCACUUCAGUUUGCGAGACUGACAACUGGAUGCAAUCCUACAGCCCCUUUUGCCGACAGGGUGGAUUAUCUAAGGUGGUUGUUUACAUAUGCGUCUGUAACAAACUUAUCUAGUUUAGUCCUGGAUCGUUACAUCGCUAUUGUGAAGCCUCUCAAAUACUUCUUGUUAAUGACGUGCAAACGUGUUUCUCAGAUGAUUUUUAUUUCCUGGGCACUUUUAGCCAUCGAUGUUCUAAUGUCGUUCGUUUUUAACGACAAUCUUUCUCUUUUUUUAAUUUCUUUUCGGAUAACCAUGAUUUUCUUCGAGUUCCUACCGUGCUGUGGUCUUAUCUCUUGA
Molecule: messenger RNA, 2893 nt
Organism: Pocillopora meandrina
Lineage: Eukaryota; Metazoa; Cnidaria; Anthozoa; Scleractinia; Pocilloporidae
Source: the annotation of a GenBank genome assembly